CAGCCAUUGGACGAUCAGGGGUUCGACGUCAGAGCCGUCAGUCUCUGCAGCAGCUCCGCCGCCGGAAGGAGUGACAGGCCGGUGUCAGGGAUCGGGCUGAGGUGAGCCGCCGUGGGGGGUUGUGGGAUGGGGGGGACAGUGGGGGCAGUAUGGCGGCGGCGGCGGGCGGGCGGUUAGGGGGUGAUUCUCAUAGAGGGGGGGCCGGGGAUAGCGGCCGGCGGGGCCGGUCUGUGCAGCCUCGUGCGGAUGAAUGGGCAGCGGGAGGCCCGGGGAGAGCCAUCACCUGCUCGGAUUAACACAGGAGCCUGGGGCUACAUAAUUGGCCCCUGAGGGCCACCCAGGCAGUGAGCCUGCUGCCAUGGCAACCCGUGUGUGUGUGUCAUUCAGGGGAUUGUGAGCAGUGGGAGGGCUGUGUGAGGGAGGGCAGGGCUCCAUCCCCCCCCCCAGUAAUGGCUGACAAUGCUUGGAUGCUCUCAGUGGGAGUUACAGUCUGCCAGCAGCUGGGAUCCCUCCCUGUGAUCACUCAGCCCUUACAGCAGCCCCACACUUACCAUACAGCCAGUCACCAUGCCCAGUGAAACGGGAUUGGGAAAUGCCCAGACCAUGUUGGUUUACCCUGGACUGGGAUGGGAUGGGAUGCUGCGAUGACAUUUCCUAUAAUGCCUGGCCAGCUCUGAUGCUGCCAAAUUAGCCAUCACAGACUUAGUGUGAAGGCUAAGCUUUGGCACUCAGUUAUUUGUAAACUACAACUCUAAUGGCGCUUAGCCAGCCUUGAUAUGGUUAGUCCACCAUAACUACAUACGGGAGGUCCUAGUUAUUGUGGUAGGACAAGUGUCAUAGGAUAUGUACUAUCAUUGCAUUGUCAUUAGUUUAUACAUUUUAUUGAUAUUCAUAGUUUACCGGGGAAUCUUGUCCUUGUAUUUCUGGGUCGUGGCUUGAUGCCACACAGACAAGGGUGUCAAAGCCUUAAUUCCAAUGUAAAUAACGAGGUCCUGGUACACAAGAUUACACCCAGCGCAGAUUUUAUUAGAAACGAAUGGCUAUUGUCUCCAAUAAAUUCUACACUGGAUGUAACCUUAUGUGGCCUGACCUCCCUCUUACUAUUUACCUUGUACAAUACAGGUCUCACAGUUAGCCAUAAUAAUUGCUAAAAUAAAUGAUUUAUGAACCUUUUUUCCAGCUCCGAAACAUUGCUCAUCUCUUUCCCUUCGUCGUUGGUCCAAUCCAAUGCUAGAGGUGAAUUUAAUCCUUAAAGGGAUAGUUUAGGCACCUUUUAUUAACAACUUAAUUUAGAGGAAGUUGUUAUGAUGCCAGGAGGUCUGCGGGUGCACUCUUACCUUAAGGGGUUAAACCGUUAUCGAACUGUUUAACACCAAAGUUGCUGCCAGCACCGAUAGUCAGGUCCCUAAGGCAGCUCCAACUUCUGAAAUUUAAGUUUCAGGAAGUGCAGAGUGCCGCUGGGCAGGGGCAUAGCUGAUUGGCUAAGAUCGGUCAGCUGAUGCUCUCAGCCAAUCAGUGACUCCCCAUUCACAAAACUGUCUUGAAAAACCAUAACAGCUUCAUUUAGAAAGAUAGACUGUUCCUUUAAUGAAAAGGUUAUGACUAAUGCUCUUAUGGAGAAUUUUUCCAAAUCUGCUAUUGUCUCAGAUUUUACAUUUGCAUUUAAUUCUGUCAUUUGAAAUUUAGUGAAUAAUUUGGUCAAUGUCCAGGGCUCUAGGCAGGUACUCUAAUUUGAAAUAAUCAUGACCAGUAGACAAGUUGAGUAACAUGACCAAUAAGUAGAUUGGGAUAUAACGUUGGUCCCUUGAACAAGUAGAUUUGAGUAAAAAAAAAAAAAAAAAAGGAAAUUUCAGGAGUUCAGCUAUUGACUUGUGGCAACUUGACCUCUAUUAACAUUCUUCAUAAAAACUAUGACGAAAUCCCUCUGAUUCUGUUACUGGCCAUUGUCCAAAACUGCGUUUCUAGUUCUGUGAAUUAAGCUUAGAUACUCAACCUAUGAAUAGUGUGUCAUUGCAGGUUACCAUCCGUCAGUCAGCAGUGCCAAAAAUGGUAAAGGAACAUUAGAACUUUAGCAAUACUCCUCUGUAUUCGUAACGUUAGCGUUUCUGUCCCUAGUACUACUAGGUUCCCCCUGGCAGUAAAAGAGUUAAAAAUACUUCUUUACAUAACAUGUUUGCAAUGCCUCUCUUCCCUGUGUGCCUUCAUGAAGAAGGCAGGAGUCCCUCUGGCGAGUUUUAUUCCAGUGCACCUCGUAGAGCAGCAGUGGGGACUUAAUGCGCAUGCACAGCACACAUUUAAACUUAGCCUAAAUACAUUCUUAUGGGGUUUUCACAUCACGUGACCGCGUUGUACUCUCUGUGCCGCCAAAGCGACUCUAGUGGUUGUCAGUAUGACAGCCACUAGAGGAGGAGUUAACCCUGCAAUAUAAACAUUGCAGGGUUAAAGGACCACUAUAGGCACCCAGACCACUUCAGCUUAAUGAAGUGGUCUGGGUGCCAAUUCCAUCUAGGGUUAACCCUGCCUGCUGUAAACUAUGUUUACAUUACGGUUAAUCCAGCUUUUAGUGGCUGUCUCAUUGACGGCCAGAAGAGGCGCUUCCGCGCUUCUCACUGUGAUUUUCACAGUGAGAAGACGCCAGCGUCCAUAGGAAAGCAUUGAGAAAUGCUUUCCUAUGGAUUGACUGCGCGUGCGGCUCUUGCUGCGCAUGCGCAUUCAGCGGAUGACGUCGGAAGAGUCAGGAGAGUCCCCAGCGCAGAGGGAGCCCGGCGCUGGAGAAAGGUAAGCCUUUAACCCCUUUCUCCCCCUUCAGCCCUGCAGUGGGACCCUGAGGGUGGGGGGGACCCAAAUACCCCAUACAGCCAGGAAAACUAGUUUGUUUUCCUGGCACUAUAGUGGUCCUUUAAGAGGACAGAAACUCUGCGUCAAGCCCACUUUAUGGAGAUGAAGUGGUAUGGGUGCUUAUAGUGUUCCUUUAAUGGCAAUUGGUCACUGCUCAUUUAUUCUGUACCCCAGUGCUCAGAGCCUGGAUUUUUCACAGUGUGAAGGGUAGACUUGUGGCCUUCUGAUGUAAUUUUUUUCUUCUUCCUGGUAUGAAACGGUCUAGAAAAAAAAAAAUGGCGUGCAUCCAUAGCUGUCUAACACCAUUACACAUAUCUUAUGCAGCAUAAACUUAAGAAAAUUAAAGUACUUUUGUUCUGUCAUUAAAUUAACACAGUGCCCUGUUGUGGCUAUGGUGCCAGAAAGUAAUCAUCGCCCUUUGGAGCCGAGGCAAGUUGUCAUACUGUUGUCAAACGGUUUGACAAGUUACAUUGCAGGUUUGCUAGGGCACUCUAGGCACCAUAUCCACAACAGUGUGCGGUUUAAAGGUGAUAUAUUUUAUGUUGAUGGAUUGAUUGGCUUCAAUGUGCUAAGGGAAUCAUUUUUCCUAUGUGUUCCACAGACUGAACUUUUACCAUUAACCCUUUCAUUAAAGGGAUGUGCUAUGACAGUCAUGAUUUAAGAAUCUUAAAUAAGCUUAUCAAAGUGCUUUAAAAGGACACUGUACUCACCAAACAGCUUUUAAAUUAAUUAAGCUGUUUUGUUAUAAAGAGUAUGCCCUUGCAGUCUGGGUUGGGUCACUUCAGUUGUCUUUUAAUGAUAGGUUUACGUGUCCUCCUAUAUUUAACAAAUAUGCAUUUGCUGACUAGGAGGAUAUUGUACCAUGACACCUCCCACAGAGUGAGUAGUGAGACCAUUUAAGAACAUUUUGACAACUUGUGUGCCACCAGGUGCUGCCUAUCCCUAUCAUUCUGCUUGAAGCUCCUUGCUAGCUGUGAGAGUUAUGGUGCUUGGAGUGUUCAUUUAAAUGUAGAAAUCCAAAGCGCUGUGUCCUUUAACUUGACGCCUCUAUCAGAACUCCUUUGAAUUGCUGCUCUAAGAUGUUUUUUCAUCUGGCAUUCUGCAUAGACAAAAUACAUUGAAAGAGGAGGAGAAACAAAAACAGUGGUGUUGAUGUAUAAAACACUUCACAUCCACCUUUUAUAUGCAGUUUCUCUGUUUACUGUCUGUUUUCUAUUCUGUUCUCAAAUAUAUUUAAUUGUGUCCUUUUCCUCUAGACUGUUGCAGACAUGGCUGACUCUGCCCCCACGAGCCCUCCUCAGGUCGGAGCAGUGGUAAGUUGAUCUUCCAUAUGUACCGUAGUUGACAAUGGAAAUUGUAAUCUAAGGGCAUAAAAGUGAUGAGGCGAAAAUUAAUAGUUUAUGCCGGUGUUUUCUCUGUAAAAAUAAUUCAGAGAAACUAUGUUUACAUUUGGGGUUAAGCCAGCCAUUAGUGGCUGUCUUCUCAUAUUAUGCCUCCAUCGCGCAGAGUGUCCAUAGGAAAGCAUUAAGAAAUGCUUUCCUAUGGACACUUUGAAUGCGCCCGCAUUCGGCUCCGCUGACGUUGGCGGGGUAGGAGAGGUCACCAGCGCUGGAAUAAGGUAAGUUGCUGAAGGGGUUUUAACCCUUUCAGCGCCAAGGGAGGGGGACCCUGAGGGUGGGGGCACCCUCAGGGCACUAUAGUGUCAGGAAAACUGCUUUGUUUUCCUGACACUAUAGUGAUCCUUUAAUGGCAGUCACAGAAUACAAAACCCUUACAUAUAAAUUUUAGAACGUGGACCACUCUGUAGUAUUUUUUUUAUUUUUCUUCCAACCAUUUGCCCAAAUCUCCUGACUAUAUUUAAUUUUUGUGUUUUUACAAACAUAUUCUACAUAUUUCAUUUUUGUGUGGAAUUCUUCCAAUGAUGUGUCAAAUUAAUGUAAGACCUUUAAUAUUUUACUCAUAUUUUAACAUGUUGUAGGGUCAAAUGGUACAUGUCAAUUUCCGCUUCCAAAUUUUCCAUUUAGCAGCGGUUUACCUCUUUACCUGGAUCCCCCGCUGGGCUCAUUCGCUCCCUGGUGAUCUAUUGACGCACUUCCAGUAUGCAGAGUCACAGAAGCUGGAAGCCAUGGCUGUUGCAAUUCAUUGGCACAGAGUAUCAGCUGACCACUCUCUGCCUUUGACUGAUAAUACUUGGCAACAGUGUUGCACAGAACUGGCAUUAGCCGCCCUAGGGCUCAAGUUCUGGGCUUGUUGAUGACACUUUAGCAGAGGGGUUAAACGCCACAUGUGCACCGUUUUUAUAGCGAAACUCAGCAAAUACAGACGUCAAAGACCAUGACCAGUUCAAAUCACCGGAGUAACACUAAGUAUUCAUUUUCAUUAACACUUUGUAAUUUAAUGGUGUCGCAAAUGAGCUGAUAUACAGUAAAUGUUAAAAAAUGAAAUAUUUUAUUCUGCUUGUGAGUUUUGGUACAUAAGCAUUCUGAUCACCAUUGCAUUGUAAAUCUUGAUGUAUUUUUUGUAUUUUUAUUUAUUUUAGCAAUUUAUGAUGGCAAAUAAGCUUGACACUGCAAUGUGGCUUUCUAGAUGGUUCACAGUAUACUGUUCAGCGCUAUUUAUUCUUCCUGUUUUAGGGUAAGUGUUUUCCAUUUUUGUUCAAAAAUCUAUAAGCAAAAUUUAUGGUUUUUGGUGAUUUUUGAAACUUUUUAUAUACAUUAACUAAUGGCAAUGUUAUUGUUGGCAUACUGGGCUUUUUUUUUUUUUUUUACUUUUAAUCGGUUUCUCCCAACUAGAGGAGGUAGAACAAACACCCUGUGAAACACCCCAGAACCCUCUAUAAUCCUUAGUUGUACAUAUUGCCAAGGAAAGGGGAGAAAAACAGAAAGAAACAAAAAAUCAAGUAGGGAAGUUGAAGCAUAAAGCACUGGCACCCCGGGACGGCCAAGGCCUUGUGUUCUCACACCAUCUGGAUGGAAAUACAUUUUUAUUUUCCUUCCUUGAAUGGUGAGAGCAUAUGAGUCAUAACAUGCGAUUGUAUAGUGAAGUAGAGCGGGACUGGUGCUUCUUAAAAACCUAAGGGUAGGUAGUGCUGAUAACUGAAUGGGGAAAAUUGCCCAUUGCACUUUACUUUCAUAAGCAGGGUCAAUAAACAAUAUAUGCAAGGACAACCAGAUAAGUUGACUUGUUGAUUUGGUCCUUAGAAACUUCAUGGACAAGACUUAUUGUAGCCCACUGUAGAAUCUUGCAUAUCACAUGUCUGAUGACUCAUGUCUGCAGCAUUUUCUUGGUGGAUUGACAUAUGCAGUCACCAUGAUGUCUGCUGAAAGAAGACAUAAGGGUCCCAAAGGAGUUCUUGCUGAGCCAGCUAAAUCUUUCAACUAGAGAACAUUGUCUUACAUUCUGAAACAACAAAGUUCUCUGAGCCCUUCAUGACUCCCAGGCAGCCUCCCAAGUAGUCUGUUGUAAAAAGUCUACUAAAGGAACAUCUGCAAGUCACAUGUAAAUUCCAUUGAUUGAAGAAACCUUGCAGUUAGAGCAUCCAUCUGUAGCAGUUACGAGAGAAUAAUUCAGCUCCAGUCCCAUUGACCCAGAAGAGGGAGCCGACGGAAACUCACAAGUAGAAACACAUCUGAAGGGAACAUUAGAUCACCCCCCCCAUUUUAUUUUGAUAGUCCCCACUCGCAGGGUACAGGGGGUCACUAUGGAAAAUUCAUUCAGUAAAAUUUUACCAAUAAGCCGUUAAUUUAAAAAUGUGUAGUAUAUGUACGUUAUGUACAUAUGUAUGUAUGUUUAAAUUUUGUUUUGUCAAUGUUACUGCAUCAGAAGUGAUCUGAUUAUUAUUACUAUAUCCUCAGAUAAAAAGUUAUUCUGCUGUUGUAAUCUUAUAUGGCCAAGCUGGGUUCUUUUUCAAAAGAUGAACUACUUAUAAUUUCAAAAUAUUUCCGUACCCGCCGCACUGAUUAUUUUUGCAUAGAUUGUUUAAUGAUGAUAUUUAUUGGAAAUAAACGUUUUCAGAUUGUAACCUCAUUGUUUUAAUUUCUAGCUUACAUGAAGCAGCCAGCUUUUAUCAACGUGCCUUACUGGCAAAUGCUCUCACCAGUGCACUUCGACUCCAUCAGAGAUUACCACAUUUUCAGCUUAGCCGUGCAUUCCUAGCACAGGCUCUGCUAGAGGACAGCUGCCAUUAUCUCUUAUAUUCGCUAAUAUUUGUCAACUCCUAUCCGGUUACAAGUAUCCUUUUUGUAUUUGUUUUAAUUAUCCUAUGAAGACUACCCAAGAUUGUGUUAACUAAAGACUUGGCAAAAAGCCUCCCUACACAGUGUAUGUAUGGCUUUGUGUGAAUUUAAAGGAACACUAUAGGGUCUGGAACACAAACCUGUAUUCCUGAGCUUAUAUUGUUAAAAGCAUCAUUUAGGAGGCUUGCCCCUUAGAGAGUGUUUAACUUCCCUUUUCUCCAGCUCACCACAGGUCUGCAGGUGCUGGCCCUCCCCCAAUCUGCCUCUUUGGCUGACAUUAUCAGAAUUGAUUACCUCAGCCAAUCCAUCUGAUAAAACAGUGUGCACAACAAAAAACUUACAGGAACUGUCUAUACUCACCAGAAUAACUACAUUAAGCUGUAGUUGUUCUGAUGACUAUAGUGUUCCUUUAAUACAGAGCGAAAAAUCUUGCUUGAUUACCGACUCUUUAGGUGUUAAGGGGCUGUGUGGAUUAACUGUUCACUUAUUCCCACAUGUCUUGUGGUUGGGGAUUUCGUUUGCUAUGUGUGUAGGAGAUUUGGCUAACAAAUUAAGGGGAAAAAGAAGCCAGAUAUCCAGAUCAGAAGCCAGCAAGGUUAUUUAUUUUUAAUGUCCUGCACACAUGGAGCAGGGCAUAGGGCUAAGACUAUAACUUAUUUGUGAAUUCAGCUUCAGAGCUGUAUUGUAAUACUGUACAGAAUCCUCAGUGAUGAUACAGUAUUAUGCCUACAUGCAUUUAUAGUUUUUAAAUAACCUCUUUUUUGGGGGGGAGAGGGAGGGUUCAUCACAAAUUUAAUAUAGCAGUACAUCUCCAUUUAAAGGAACAAUAAGAUAAUAUAAUUAACACUGAUAUAAUAUUGUAAAAGAGAAUAUUUCAACCGACCUAAAUGUUAAACAUAGGCACGGGUUAGAAGGUGCUGAAUAAGAAAGAUAAAAAGACAGGAAAGAAGAGCAAAUACAGACUAAAGAACGGAGUGAAAAGAUAAGGAAGGUCAGUAAGCAUAGAAGAGUGCCACAGAAGAGUUAAUGCUUUAAAUGUCUCAAGUGUACCCAGUGUGUUGAUAGGAAGAAUAUCUCCGACACUUAAAUGGUUAAAGGGACACUUAAGUCACCAGAACAACUACAGCUUAAUGUAGUUUUUCUGGUGAGUAUAGUCAGUCCCUGCAGGCUUUUUAAUGUAAACAGAGAAAAGGCAGUGUUUACAUUGCUGCUUAGUAACACCUCUAAUGGCCACACCCAAACUGCCACUAGAGGUGCUUCGUGAGUCACUGUUGCACAGUGUGCAGCACUGAUGUUCAGCGUCUCCAUGUGUUGCAUGCAGGCGCUGAAUGUUCCUCAUAGAGGUGCAUUGAUUCAGUGCAUCUCUAUGAGGAGAUGCUGAUUGUUUUUUUUUUUUUUAUGGGAAAACAUUGAAUUGGCUGAGAUAAUCAUGUUUGAUUCCAGCCAAGGGGACGGAGCGUGGGUGGGGCCAGCUGUGCAUCACUAGAAAAAAAGGUGUAUAAAAUCAUGGGGGCCUAAAAUGUGUUUUCAUAACAUAUAUAGUGACAGGAAUACCGGUUUGUAUUCCUGUCACUGUAGUGUUCCUUUAAUAAAGUAGGCUUAUGAUUUGUGAUAACCUGAUAAAUGAUCUCUGGUAUUUUGAAAUUGUGUGGUGAUUUCAAAAUAAGUAAGUAUAAGUUUUUACCAUUUUUGUAUCUGAGGGGAUGGACCUUUUGUAAUUCCUUCCCCCACCGUACACAUUUUUAUUAAGUUUUGUUACAAUACACAAACUGUAACAAUGCCAUACAGUAACACAGAGAAGUGUUUAUUCUCACUUAUUGCAAUAAAUUUUUUGAGCUGCACAUAUACAAUGAACCAAUGUCACAGACGGAAUAGUAAGAUGAAACUAUAACAAACUGCCAUCUUGGUGACAGGCCGUAGUUUUACUGCAUAAUAAUCCCUGAAAUGGGUGUUUAAUUAUGUAUAUGAUAUAAAAGAACAUAUGUCCAAUGUGUUUUUCCUUGACAUUUUGUUACAGUGAGUAUUUUCCCAGUUUUGCUCUUUUCUUUGCUUCAUGCAUCAACGUACACAAAGAAAAUCUUGGAUGUAAGUACAUUUUCUAAAAUUAAACACCAGUUUCUGAAAAUUCAAACUCUGUUGUGUCGUGUAAAUGUGCUUUCCUGUUGCUCUGAAAAUGUUUGUGUAAUACCUUUCCUGUGAUUCUCCUAGAUAUUUAAUAUUUGGUCCACAAACAAAUGCCUCAAAUUUAAAAAUGUACUUUGCAUUCACGACUUGUCACACUUGUGUGAAUAACCCUGUUGUUCUCAUAUGUUCACACUUUGUGUAUUUGUUAGUAAACAAAAUAACCCACAAGCCCUUUGUCAGCCAUUUGCUGUGUUUUUAAAUGUGGAAAGAAAUUGUGGGAAAUUUUACUAGAACAGGUAGAGGUUUGAUAUAUGAAUAAGGUUUGCAGUUUUAUUUGAAUAAAGACAUAGAUUAACACUUAUGAACUGUAGAGUGUCCAAUACUCCUGGUGAUGGAAGAUGAAUUUAACCCCAUCCCAACAGUAGAAUGUGCCAUGCUUAAAGGGACACUAUAGACACCCAGACAACUUCAGCUCAUUGAAGUGGUCUGGGUGCAGUGUCCUAGGACCCUCAACCAUGCAAUGGUAAUUAUUCCAUUUUUUUUAUUUUAUUUUUUUUAAAUAAACUGCAAUAAUUACAUUGCAGUGUUAAACCUCUAGGAGCUGUCUACCAUAUUUACUCAAUUCAAAUUAAAUUUUUGGUGUGUGUGUGUGUGUGUGUGUGUGUGUGUGUGUGUGUGUGUGUUGUAGCCUAAUCUGUAUUUUGUAUAUAUUUGGUCUUUAUGGCAGCACCACUACUGAGAAAUGUAUGUUCAGGUGUGCCCCACAAUUCUCCUUAUUUCCUUUAAUAAUUACAGUGAAUGUAAUUAUGAAACCGGCCUGUAUACGGCGGUCACAGACCACUAUCUACUGUUUUAACUAGGAAGCCCAUUUUCUAAUAUCGGAACCUUAGGGCUAGGUGUGUUUAUGGUGUGUUUAGGGUUAGUGUAAGGGUGAGGUUCUGGUAUGUAUAUGGUUAGUGCAAACAUAAGGUAAGGGUAUAGUGUUAGUGUUAGGCACACUGGGCAAAAUCCAACCUAUAGUGGCUGUCUUAGACAGCAACUAGAUGAUGCUUUCUGACUUUUAGUGGAAUAAAACUCUGCUCUCUGAUGUUGGAUGUCUUCACAGUUUGCAUGAGAACGUCUAAUGUCAUCUAUGUUCAAUGCCGGCAGCCCUGAUGUGAGCGCCUAUUACUGCAGAAACGCCAUAGGAAAGCAUUGAUUCAAAUUCCUGUUUGGAAAGCUUGAGUGUGAGCGUAAUCCCCAGUGCUCCUCUAUGAGGAGGAUUGGAUUGGCCAUAGCCUGAAGAGUCCAUAUCUUCUCCUCUUUUACUUUGCAGGUAUCAGACAACUCUUAUAGAAAUCUCUCAGAUCUAUAUGGUUGUAUCAUUAGGCCACUGCAUUUGUAGUAUCAAAAGAAAUCAAAUAGGACCAAAACACAUAUUAAAAAAUAAUAAUAAAAAUCACUACUUUGAUACCCAUUUAGACAAACAACCUUCAUCACUUUGAUGCGACCUCCAUCCCCGUCUGUCCUUCCGUUGGCCCCUCUGCAAGGAUAUCAGAAAUCUAAUUCCGAUCCCCCGUCUCAGCUGUGUAUUCCUCUGGGAAUUUAAUAUACCAAGGUUGCCCAAUCUUAUAGAAUCCUCUAGGUUUAACUGAGAAAUGGAAAAACCUUUUCCCAUUAUAGCUACAUGGUUGAUCUGUUUUUUAACCUCACCCCAACAUAUAUGACUCUAACUUUUCCAGUUGCGAGCAAUUAUAAGCUUCAUAGCCACAAUGACAUAAAUAACCAAGCUCCUCAUUGCUAAUGAUAAAAUAUUCAAGCCGUAAUGCGCUAUUGCUAUUUUCGGAAGGGGACUAAAUACGGUCUUAGUCAAGGCAGCAAAAACCCCAAAAAUCUCAUCCCAGGUCGGUUUAAUAAGUUUGCACUCCCACCACAUAUGAAGAUUACUUCAGAUGCUCUCUUCACACAGCCAACAAGCCUCAGACAUUAAUGGGUUAAACUUGUGUAUUAUCUGAGGGACAAUAUGCCAUCUGCACACUAUAUCUUAAUUGGAGUUCCUUUAUGUGGUUCUAUUUGUAAAACUCCAAAUAUCAGACCAUAUUUUCCACUCACUCUCAAUGCCAACCACUUGAGACUAUCUGAUCCAAGGUUUAGGGAACCUUUCAGGCACUAUUUGUCCCAGCAUGAAGUACCAUCUUUUUAAACAGUCUGUUUAGUGGACAUUACUAAGCCAAGCAGUUUGUCUACUUGUGAAAAUAACUCGACCUUGUCCUCAGAGCAUUGAUGUUUUACAGCGUAAUAUUUUAUUCUGUAUACAUUAAAAUAUUGAAGUCCGUUACGUACAUGAGCCAAACUGCACUGCACAGACUAAGUUUAUACUAUACUUAGUACCACUAUUUCUUUAACUUUGUGUUGCAUUAAUUACCAGCUCUUGACCGAUGUUUGUUAUGGAAGUACAUAUAAUACAUUUUGAACUCUUGUAGCUUGCUUGAUUAGAAUUAGGGGGUUAAAUACUUUAUAUUGUAUUAUACACUUGGUGUUUCCUCUCAUUUCAGGCUAAAGGAAUAAAUAGCAUGCCAUUUGUCCGGGGUCUUUUGAACAAACUGAAUGAAAAUCAACAAAAUAUACUGAAGUUCGUUGCUUGCAAUGAAAUCUUUUUAAUGCCAGCCACCGUUUUUAUGCUACUCAGGUAAGAUAUUUUGAGGGCAAUAUGGUAUUGUUUUUGACGCCAAUGCCAAUUUAUUCUGGACGUAUUGCAUUUAUCUUUCGUUUCCAAUUUAGUUUAUGUUUGCAUCUGGCUAAUGAGUACUUUUAGUAAAUAUCUAUCUAUAUAUCUAUCUUAUAUAUAAGAAACUGCAACUCCUCUAUGGCAAAGUAUAAUAAAUUUACAACUGGUGGUCAAUUACAUGUACAUUUGUGUUUUGUCUUUUGUAUUAAGUAGCUAACAAAAUCCGUGUGUUUCGUUUCAGUGGCCAAGGUAGCUUAUUGCAGCCCUUCAUCUACUACAGGUUCCUAACACUGCGCUAUUCUUCUAGAAGGAACCCAUACUGCAGGUAACAGUCUGAACAGCACUUGCUCCACUGUUCACACCAUUUUUGUGUUCUUGUACAAAAAAAUUGUAAUGAUUUGAUGUUCCUAAAUGUGAGAAACUUUUGACUUACCAUUUAUAGUAUCCUUAGGAGUCUGUUUACCUAUCUGAAAUAAUGUUGAGCUGGUAAAAAAAAUUUUUAUACCAAAACAGAGAAUUUAUAAAAAGUUCUCCAUACUUGCUGAUUUGCCAAUAUAUUUCUUAAUCUACUACUAUGACCUAAAUUGUCAAGAGGAACACUAUAGUGACAGGAAUACAAACAUUUAUUCCUGUCACCAUAGCUGUAAUAUAACUAUCGUGUUUAAACCCCCUUUCCCCUCCACCUCCUCCCUCGUGUAAAAGUGAGUUACCUCAUCUUUAUUCCAGUGCUGCAUUGGCUUCGCCCCUGCGCCGCCUUUGGAAAGCAUUGGGAGGCUAUUGUGCAUGCAUGGCAAAACACCGCUCUGCGCCAAUCAGCAUCUUUUCUUCGAGAGGCAUUGAAUCAAUGCAUCUCUGUGGGGAAUGUUAAGCGUCUCCAUCCAGAACGUGGAGAUGCUGAACGUCAAUGCUGCCAGGAAGCACCUCUAGUGGCCGUCUGAUCCCUAUGGGGGAAAAAUCUGAGUCUGUAUGUCCUCAUGCGGUGUCAGUUACCAGACCAAAGGUCCAUUAGGAUCCAGGAAGCACCUCCAGUGGCUAUCUGGGGGACAGCCACUGGAGGCAGACUUAGUGCUGCAAUGUAAACAUUGCAGUUUCUCAGCACUAAGUGCAAUAAGGACCCUGUACCAAGACCACUUCAUUGAACAGAAGUGGUCUGGGUGCCUAUAGUGUCCCUUUAAAGGAACACUCAAAUGGAUUUUUGUUUUAACUAUUUAGUAGAUAUAUCCCUAAUAAAAAUGCAUGUAUUUAAUUGGAGUGUAUCUAAAACAAGCUUGCAAAAGCUGCAGAUCUCUUGUCUGUAGUGUUUGCAAAUACUUUCCUUCUCUCCAUGGCUGUCAAACCACAUGCUUCCUAGUGCAUCUCAAUGCAACGCAUAUUCUCUGGGUAGUUGCCUGCUGUCAACUGAGCUAAACAAUCAGGAAGUAAUUGAUUGAAGGAUUGACAGGACGCCAUGGGAUGUAACAAGGUUGAUUUAUAAAUGUGCUGAUAACUAUUGAAAUAUGUACUUUUUGUAAAAUAAAAAAAAUAAAAACACACUUUACACAUAAAGUACUUCAGCAAGCUAAAGUGCUUAAGGGGUCUGAAGUGUCCUUUUUAACUACUUGUUUUCAGAGAAAUACAUUACAGCGUCAACUUCUUCUGUUGAGAGCUUUUCCUCUGUGUCAGCGCUUUUCAGAGGAAACACUUCAUUCAGCAGGGAACAAAACUUAUUUUUCUUAUUAAUGUAACAGAUAUCAACACUGGGAGUAGAGGAAAUGAAGAGGCUGAAGGAAUCUGGGAUGAAAUGUGAUAUACCGAGUUGAUAAAUUGAGGGAUAUGAUAUAGUGAUAGGAAUGGACCAAUGACAAUAAAUUCUACAGUAUUAUAAAUUGCUUCUCCCCCAUUUUUUUGCAGAACAUUAUUCACAGAGUUGCGAAUCAUCUUGGAGCACCUUGUCAUGAAACCAGCAUGUCCAGAAUUUGUGAGAAGACUGUGUCUUAACAGCAUUGCUUUUGUUAGCAGACUUGCGCCAAGUGUUGCAUAACUUAUUUUUAUUUAAAUUAUUCAAUAUGUACAUGAAUGCGCAUUAGCAGCUGGUAUUUCUGCACUCCGUAUGAGAUCUGGCGUUUUUCUAUCAUCCCCAAUCUAGUGACAUCUAAAUGAUUCCAUGUGAAUAAAGCUGAACUCUAUGCCUUUUUAUAAACCACUUCUUAAGGAUUUUGUAGACUUAUCUCUGAGAACUGUUCGUAAUCAUAAAUAUAGGUAACUUGGUAUUCCUUCGUAGCUUCGAUACAUGCCAUAUUUGAAUCCUGUACGAUUUGCAGUUUCUACUCCCAACACAUUUCCAGAAUAAAAACUCUCUUGUAUAAGCUAUCUCUGGCAGUCUAUUGACUGUGACAUACAACUCAUAUGAUGCUUAUACUGCCCGCUGUGGUUUCAGCAGUCAGAUUGUCAGACAUUGUCCUUCUGCGCAUGCACUAUUGCUACAAGCAGUAUGGUUUUGUAUGACCUCCAUCCUUUAAAAAAAAAACAAACAAAAAAACCUAAAAGGAGUUUUUGUUUUUUUCCCUAUUUAUAUAUACAUAAAUAAACAUAUUCAUUCAAUGUUGUCCAGAUCACAAUUCUGAAUAUUACCAUUUGAGAAUAGUUUUUGAAGAGGUUUACAUUGGGAACAACGGAAAAAUAACAAGUGCAUUGAUAAUGUUUCACUUUCAUAUUUCUUUAAAAAAAUAAUUUGUGGGCCACUUAUUUAGGAAAUAAUAAAGAUAUUUUAUGUUCUGUUUGUAUUUAAAGACAAACCUGGUUUAACCCUAAACAAAGAGUUGUAGUAUUUUAGGCCAAAGUCGUCAAGUAGGAGAUUUGUAAUUUUUUUUUAACUUUUUUCCAAACUACCAUUUUGGCCUAUAUUUUGCUACUCUUGUCCCAACAAACGUUUAAGAGAUGAAGUUACUCUUCUUUGUAUUGAACAUAUACUAUUCCUAUGUAUAUAGAAUAGAUACAUUUCUAAAAUCAUUAUAGAACAUAAUGGACAGCAUUUUUGUUUUCAAAAGUGUGCGAUUUAAUGUAUUUUUUUUUUUUCUUUUUACUUCUCAAAGUGUAAAGUUCCAUGAAAUGCAAUAAAAUUCAAACUUUCGCCAAAUGUAACCAUAUCUUAUUACCUUUAUUGUGAUGGCUGAG
This is a messenger RNA of Pelobates cultripes (western spadefoot toad), 15057 nucleotides long. The record is from the annotation of a GenBank genome assembly. NCBI's taxonomy places the organism in Eukaryota, Metazoa, Chordata, Amphibia, Anura, Pelobatidae.